This is a messenger RNA of Durio zibethinus, 2022 nucleotides long. NCBI's taxonomy places the organism in Eukaryota, Viridiplantae, Streptophyta, Magnoliopsida, Malvales, Malvaceae. The record is from RefSeq and is a predicted model, not a curated record.
AAAUGGGUUUUAUUUGUAGGUUGAUAAUUUGUUUCAGAUAUGGUAAACCAGGGCAAUUGGGUGCUUUUCUUUUGAUUGUUUGCUUCUUUUGUUCAUUACUUUUGUGAUCCACUAAUGGAGUUAACCGAGGGAGUCUAUUUUCUGUGAUUUUUGUAGUUCAUAAAUGUUAGUGGAUGAUUGUUUUUUAAAUGCUCAAAAGAAAUUAUUGCUGGAAUGGGAAGUUUAUUUCAGAUGUUUUUGUAUGGUUUAGUGAAUGACAGUUGGUUGCUUAAAGUGCAUUUCGAUGGUAUAUGGUACAAUGUUAUUUCAUCCCCUUCAAACUCCAACUGCUACAUGAUGCAUAUAGCUGCAAGUAAAAAUAGUGAAUUUCUGCUGCAAUAAUUGCGGAAAUGAUCAGAAAUAUGAAAUACUGAUUUUUUGUGUCAUAAUCAGGUUGUAUGUGGGAGUUGAGAUAGUGAAAUAUGGCACAAACUGCACAUUCAAUAUAUUUUUCCCACGGUAAAAGUGUCAAAGUGCCAUGUAGAACAUCAGGACUUACUAGUAAUGAAAGGUUUCACAGGAGGCCAAUAGCUUAUUCUCAUUGCACAGUGCUAGUGAAAAUUCAAUCCGGUGGCAGAAAGUCAAGGUACUCCCAGUUAAUUAAGUUGAAUACAAAUUAUUCUACAUCAGAGUUAAGAUGUUCAAAUCAGCUGUCAAGAAGAAAAGAGGUGAAUUUCUCAUCGAAUAGCAGCAAUAGAAGAACAGCUAAGGCAGAAGAUUCAUCCGUAUUUUUGGUGCCUACCAUAUCAAAUAUCUUAGAACAAUGGAGCAAUUCACAGAUUGUGAAAGUAGUUGGACUGCUUGCAUGUGCAUACUUGGUGAUUCCAUCAGCCGGUGCUGUUGAUGCUCUAAAAACGUGCUCUUGCUUGUUAAAGGAGUGCAGGAUAGAACUUGCUAAGUGCAUUUCCAACCCUUCAUGUGCUGCAAAUGUUGCUUGCCUCCAGACCUGCAAUGAUAGGCCGGAUGAAACUGAAUGCCAGAUUAAAUGCGGGGACCUCUUUGAGAACAGCGUUGUAGAUGAAUUUAAUGAGUGCGCUGUCUCACGCAAGAAGUGUGUGCCUCAGAAAUCCGAUGUGGGGGAAUUUCCAGUCCCCAAUCCUGGUGUUCUUGUUGAAAACUUCAACAUUGCAGAUUUCAGUGGGAAGUGGUUCAUAAGUAGUGGCUUAAAUCCUACCUUUGACACUUUUAACUGCCAGCUACACGAAUUCCAUACAGAAGGUGGCAAACUGUUAGGGAAUUUGUCUUGGAGAAUACGAACACCAGAUGGUGGCUUUUUCACUCGAUCAACUAUGCAGAGAUUUGUGCAAGAUCCAAACCACCCUGGGAUUCUUUACAAUCAUGACAAUGAGUACCUUCACUAUCAAGAUGACUGGUAUAUUAUAUCAUCCAAAAUAGAGAACAAACAGGAUGAUUAUGUAUUUGUAUACUACCGGGGUAGGAAUGAUGCAUGGGAUGGGUAUGGCGGUGCCGUUGUCUACACAAGAAGUGCUGUUUUGCCUGAAAGCAUUGUACCUGAACUUGAAAGGGCAGCUAAAAACGUUGGGCGAGAUUUUAACAAAUUCAUCAAAACAGAUAAUACUUGUGGUCCAGAGCCUCCCCUUGUAGAAAGACUUGAAAAGAAAGUAGAGGAAGGAGAGCAGACCCUCAUAAGAGAAGUUGAACAGAUUGAAGGGGAGGUAGAGAAGGAGGUAGAGAGGGUUGAGAAGACUGAAAGGACCUUGUUUCAGAUGUUGGCAGAAGGUUUUAAAGAGCUGCAACAAGAUGAAGAAAACUUCUUAAGGGGGCUAAGUAAAGAAGAAAUGGAGCUGUUGAGCAAGUUGAAAAUGGAAGCAAGCGAAGUGGAGAAACUCUUCGGAGAAGCACUGCCACUUAGGAAACUAAGAUAGGUUUCACAAGUUCAAUAGUUAAAUGACAAUUUUUGUCAAAACUGUAUAGCGUAUAUUGCAAUAAGUGCGCACGGAUGCUUUCUCAGUUCAACAGAAA